This is a messenger RNA of Rattus norvegicus (Norway rat), 2066 nucleotides long. NCBI's taxonomy places the organism in Eukaryota, Metazoa, Chordata, Mammalia, Rodentia, Muridae. The record is from RefSeq and is a predicted model, not a curated record.
AUGAACAAGAAUGGCUGUGUCUGCCAGUAUUACUCCAGUAAUUUCAAGAAUGGAAAUGACAGCUACCCUUAUCUCCUUCCUAAAGACAGAAAAAAUUCCCUGGCUGUGCUUCAUGCCAUCGCUCCUAGUCACAUCCCCUGGUCCAGCCAUCUCCCUCCAGGGAGGUUAAGCCCUCCCUGGGCAUUGUUUGGCCAGGGUUCCUAUUUACACCACUCAGAUCGCCUCCACCAUCCCAGCGCUUUGGUCUCGGUAAGCCGGGUGGCUGAAAAGGAAACGCUAAGACAGGACCUGAUCUCGGGGACCUCCUCGAAAACCCCUCUUCCUAACUGGGGUAAGCAAAGAAGGAAGCCGGCCUCCGCUCGGGUGGACUCCUCAGUGGUGAGAGGCGUCCCUUCAGCCGGUGUCGGAGAAAGGUGGCCAUUUGAGCGUUUCGCUUCGCAUCAAAAAGCCCUACCAGAGCGAGGGGCCUCCUCCGGCCCCAGGUUCCGCCGUGUCAGGUGCGGCCCGCCGCUCCCAAACCUCGGGGUACCGGCGGCGGCCACGGUGCACAGGCCGCCGGGCAGAGACAGCUCCCCGCCCCACCUCUGGGGACCCGGCAGCCGGGCCAGGGCCCCAGCCGCAUCUUGUCCGCCCCCGCCCUACCUGAGGGGCCCGGGCGGGGUCGCUAAGGGCCGCUCCCGGGGGCCCCGCGACGGCGCGGCUCGGCGACGGAGGCGCCUCGUCUCGCCGGGGCAGAGCUCGGCGGCGGUUUCAGGGCCUCAAACUCCAUCGGGAGCUACAGGGACAGCCCCGUUGGCGGCGGCGAAGGCCGCGACGGGGCCUCCUCCUCCUCCCUCCCUCCGCCUCCUCCUCCUCCUCCUCCUUCUCCUCCUCCUCCUCCUCACCACGGAGGCGGACCUGGAGGGAUCCCGAUUUAGCUCUCGCGAGAAGAUACUGUUCACUUCACGCGAGAUUACGCAAGCCCGGGAGUUGGGUUGGAAGGGAAGCGUAGUGGCCGCGCCACCUAAACUGCGCAUCAGUUUCCCUCUGAAGAAGAAAGCCACCUUCGUCACAUGACAAGGGAACCCCAGAGUACUGUGGGAGAUGAUGCGAGGACUAGGCAAGACGAAGGGCCUUAUGGGAAACUCCCUGUACAUCUAAGCCUCGAGCCAGACCAGCUGGAUCGAGCCAACGUUAAAAUUAUCAUCCAUAGAUACAUCUAUGUUACAUCCUACUUUACUCUCUUGUAGUGAGAUAGUAACCAGAUUAGCAAAUAAUUCUCCAGUUUACAAAGAUCAGGAUCAAAGUGAAAACGUUUGGCAAACCCACCUACGUCAUCUAAAAUCCCAAAUGCCUCAAAGGAGGAAAAGAUGAGAAUUUACAAGUUUUGGAAUUGUAACUCAAUUUUUUAGAGGACUUAUGGCAAACUGUAAGGGAAAUACAUGCCUGCGUUGGAUGAGGUACAGGGCUGUGGAAACUGCCCGUUUUCUAUAUCAUCUGUAUGGAUGGAUUCCACAUGAAGGAUACAAAUUUCAUUCUCUUUAAAGCCACCAUCUACUGUUGAGAGCUCUGGUGACUUCACUCCCCUUCGCUCUGAUGUCAGUGUCUCUGCAGCAGAUUGUAAUGCAUCGCCUUCCUCCUCUUUGACAGGAGGAUCUAGGUUUACAGGACUAUCUUCUGAAAUUUCAAUGAUCUCACAGUCUUUAUCAGAAUUUUCUUCUUCAUUCUUAACAUCUGUAUCUGAAGAUUGACACAAGUCAGUGUGUUGGUUAUUUUUCAUAGAAAGAUCAAUUUCCAAAUACUUUGACAAAGCUUCUGUGCAUUUUUCCACAAUGUGAACCAUCUGAAGGUAACUGGCAGCAGUCAAGUAUUUCAAAAGCUCUUUUCUUUUUACUUCAAGUGCUCCAGUAUAGCAGGACAACAGCAACUUCCUGCCAACUUCUGCACUCUGCAGAAUGGUAAUUCUGAUGUGUUUUGACUGUGUGAGUAAAAACUGAUCUCUCAUAAAAGUGGAGCAAGCAGCCAAAAUCACCUUGUGCCCCUGGAACUCAGUAUCGUUAAUAUAAAUCGAUACAUCACAAAAUAAA